AGUUUGGGAAAGAAUGCCUGGAAUUCAUUUCCUGUUCUGCAGCAGCGAGGAAACAUGAAGGGCUGAAGGAAGGCCCAAAGAAUCUGUCCAAAAGAGCCGAAAGCGGGAGCCUGCGCCAUGGCCCAGCCUCUGCUCAAGAGAACUUUCUCCCGGCUGCGAGGCAAGAACCGAUCCCGCAGGAAGACGGAGCCUCAAGUCAACGAUGCCACAGCGCAGCCCCACGUCACGCCGCGCAACUCUGGUGCGUCCGGGGCGGCGGCAGCGGGGCCCCGGUCUCCUCCCCUGGGCCGCUUAGCCGUGCCGUGGGCUCGGCGUGGAGCGGCCCCUGUGUGCGCAAAGUCGGAGUGUGCGCAGGACAAGCCAGCGGGCGGCGCAACAACUCAUCCAAAGACAACGGCCGCCGUCGCCGCCAACGAGCUGCCCGGCAGGCGGGCCUACCUGCAGAGCUUGGAGCGCAGCAGUCGGGACUGGGUGCUGUCCUCGGCGCCGGACGAGGCGGGCGGCUCGCAAAGCGCCACCACCGACAUUUGGUACAACCCCAUCCCGGAGGAGGAGCGGGCCAGGCUGGAGACGACGGGCAACCCAGCGCAGGGAGGGAAGGAGGCGCUUUCCGCCGCCGCCGGCGCCGUGGGCUGCUCCAGCUCAGAGAGCGCAGGUAAAGACUGGCCUUCCGUCAAGUCUUUCCAUGUCGGGCACAGAAUUGACAGGGCGGCGGUGGCGCCCGGCUCCUCAGAAGGAGCGGACCCUCGGCCCGCCCUGCCCAGGAAAGGGGGAGUGAUGGACAGGCUGAUGUCUCCCGGUGCCGUGCGCAAACUCUCCCUGAAGAUGAGGAAACUUCCGGAGCUCCGGCGCAAGAUCAGUCUCCGCUCCUCCCGGGUGGGACAGGGAGGCGGCGACGGGAAUGCCUCCGACGUCCUGAGUCGAUAUCAUCUGGACAGCUCAGCCCCGCCCGCAGCGCGCUCCGCCACUAAAGGAGGCUAUCUCAGCGACGGGGACUCACCUGAAGCGUCGCCGCGGCAACCAAGCCACCCGGCCUCCUUCCGCCACGUAGUGAGCGGCAUGCUGAGCGUUCACCUUCUGGCUCUGGACCUGGAGCGGACAAAGACAAACGAGUGGGACGAGAGCCGGGAAAUUUUUCUGGCAAUCCAGAUUGACGGAAUGGCUCGAGCCAGGACUUCCCUCCUUCGCCCGCGAGGUCACUCCGUUCCUUUGGACCACACCUUCCGCCUGGAGCUGGAGCGAGCGCGUCGACUCGGAGUGGCGGUGCUCAGUCCCGCCGCUCGCUUUGACCGAGCGGCUCGGCCGGGCAACGUGGUUUGCUGUCUGGGGGGCGUGGCCCUGCCGCCGCUCUUCAAAGGAAGUGGCGCUCGGCAGCUCAGCGUCAAGCUGGAACCCCAAGGCCGUCUGGACAUCAAAGUGUCGCUGCAGGAGCGACGAGACGCCCAGGGGGCCGCUAACCCGAGCGGACCCGCUCAUGUCUUCGGGGUGGAACUGCGUCGGCUGUUGGAGGAAGAAAGAUCGGUUGGCGGCGUGCCAUUGCUGGUCCAGAAGACGGUGGCAGAGAUCGAACGGCGAGGACUGAAGGUAGGGCCCGGAAACGCCCCGUCCCAGAGACGACUCGUGACCCCUGCCACCGUCGUCGUGGUCCUUCAGACCGUGGGUCUCUACCGACUGUGCGGCUCGGCCGCAGUCAAGAAGCAGCUGAGGGAUGGCUUCGAGAGAGACGGCUCGGCCGUCCGGCUCGGAGAGGACCUCUACCCCGACGUCAACGUCCUGACGGGAAUCCUCAAAGACUUCCUGCGCGAGCUGCCGUCUUCGCUCAUCACGGCCGCCUUGUACGAGGCGGUGAGGGAAGCCAUGACCCGGCGGCCCGCCCCGCCGCCGAGCCCGGACGUCCGCUGGGCCACGGUGGAGCUGCUCUCAUGUCUGCCGGUGCCGGAGAGGGUGAGACGGCUGGGCCAAGGCAGGCAGGCUGGGCUGGGCCAAGGCAGGCUGGGCCGGACCAGGCCACCUUUGCCUGCUGAGCGUUGGCCGCCUUCUCUCCUCUUGCAGGCCACUUUGACUCUGCUGCUGGACCAUCUCAGCCUGGUGGCCCACUUCAGCCCUCGCAACAGGAUGACGCACCGAAACCUGGCCGUCUGCUUCGGCCCGGUGCUGCUCAAACGCGCGGCGGAGGCAAAAGGGGGGCCGGGAGGGGGGGAGGCGUCGGGGGAUUCGGCCCGUGCCGUCGACUUCAAGCUUCACAUCGAGGCCUUGCAUUACCUGCUGCGGCUCUGGCCCGUGCCGACCCACCGAAUCCCAGCAGGAGCAGACGACGACGACAUCUGCCCAGCUCCUCGGCCCAAGCCGACCUGCCAGAGGCCAGACGGCGGAGCUUUGGAAGCGGUGUGGCGCCGGGGCCGGGGCACCGUGGCCCGCUUGGACAGUCCGCCGCCCGCCAACCGCUACGCUGGUGACUGGAGCGGGCAGCGGCUCGCGCCCGGUCGGGACGUCGAGUACGACGAGGUGGCGAGGAGCGAAAGCGACCCAGGUGGCGAAGAUGAUGAUGAUGACGACGACGACGAGGAGGAGGAGGACGGGGGAGAACCGUGGCGCUCGGGAGCCCGCCGAGCGCCACGCUGCUGCGCCGAGGACCUGCUGGACUUUGAUGCUCCGUUUAACUGCCGACUCAGCCUGAAGGACUUUGACGGCCUGAUUAACGACCUGGACCGAGAGCUGGCCAAACGCGUCAACAUUUGCACGUAGAUACCGACAGAGGAGGAGCGAGGCCGGCCGAUUGGGCGACCAGGCUCGAUGAAGAAGUCCUUUGGGAAGGCUUGGCCGCUCGCUCGCUCGCCGCGUCACUGGAGUCUCAGUAUUGAAGUCGACUCAUGCGGAACAUGAAUCAGGGUACGAACAAGUUGACGGAGGCUGUUCACCGACGAUGGUACCGAGUGUGGGACGACGGCUGACGUACUAGGCAGUAUUCUUUCAUUUUGUACUAUGCACUUGGUCUUGUAAGCAAACGGCCCAAAAUAAAACUCAUGCACAACA
Messenger RNA from Syngnathus typhle (broad-nosed pipefish), 3033 nucleotides. RefSeq names its product rho GTPase-activating protein SYDE1. Gene Ontology annotation, biological process: signal transduction. NCBI's taxonomy places the organism in Eukaryota, Metazoa, Chordata, Actinopteri, Syngnathiformes, Syngnathidae. The transcript is spliced from 10 exons. Bases 118 to 2745 code for a protein of 875 amino acids. The record is from RefSeq and is a predicted model, not a curated record.